UUUCGUAUGUUAUGAAUCAUAAUAAGGCGUUCGGUACAAUGUCAUUAAACAAUUUUGUAGAAUUCAGCCAGUCAAAUCAAAUUCUUCGCAACACUCGGUACUUUACUAUCAGCGUUCGAUGAUUUUUCAACAAAGUGGAAAUUAACUGCUAAUUAAACGUCAUUGAUUAAACGAUAUCCAUUCGUCUUAUUUUAAACACAUUGUCUGCCGCAAUAGUGGAUAUAUUUGCAACCGAAUUGAAUGAAAAAUGGCCGCAAACGUGAGAACAGAAAUGCGAAUCCCAACACGAACAGCUCCUCGUCCACCCAUUAAUUCCACUGCACAAAGGACUGCUGUUUGGAACAGCUCAAAUGAUAUUUUUACAUCCACUUUCUCACAACAACCGGGUCAGAAAAAAAAACCACCUCCUCGGCCACCACCACCAAAAUUUAACAAGAAUUAUGUACAAAACCAAAAGGAUAGAUUGAAAAAGCCGGCAAGGUCAAGAGAACUCUUGACUAGUCUGUUUGGGAAGAAAAAGAAUGACCAUCAUUCAAGCACAGUACAGUUAAAUAGUCAAAUACAGAAUACGUUAUUGCACUCAGAAACUCUAAAUGGAUCAGUCUCUUUGAUAAACCUAAGUCCACCUGAGUCACCAACUUUUACAACUCGUUCAAGCAGUGAUGGCCUUAGUAUAGAUAGUUUUGGCAGUGAUGGCAAUUCAAAUCCAUCGGUGUUCACAAGCAGUGGAAAUACAUCUCAAACAGAGAGUGCCUUUGAAGAUGAUUUUGACUUUUUUGGAAUGUCCAUUAAAAAAACAACACAAAAUGAUCCUUGGCAGAUUAAUUCGAUGUCAGACCCAUUCGGACCAAUAGAAGUUACUAAUCACAAUGCAUUUCAACCUGUGAAGCAUGUAGGAGAUGCAUCCUUCUUUGCUUUCAAUACGAAUAAUUGUAACCAAGUGCCUUUUAGUCAGGCCUGUCCAAAACCUAUUCAGUCAAUGCCGACUAUUAUUCGUGCGAAACCACCGAAACCAGCUGCACCAAAAAUUUUACAAAAGAAACUAGGACAGCAGAUCACUCAGGUUGAAACUGAGUUUAAUUCGUUAAGUAGAGGAACAACGGGACCUUUUAUUAAACCUAUGACAUUAGAUUUGACACAGUCAUGGCCAGAAGAUACUAAAGAUAGUCCUUCACCACCAAUGCCUACAAUACCACCACCUGCACCUCCAUCAGAAUAUUUUGCAGAAGAAGAUUCUGACCGUUCUGCAAAUAAUAGCAAAGAACCUUUUGGAAUUGCACUGUAUGAUUUCCCAGAGGUACUCGAGGAUGAUCUAUCUUUCAAAGAAGGAGAUAUAAUAUAUUUAAUAAGGAAAGUAAAUGAUGAUUGGAUGGAGGGUAGAAUAGGAAGUAGACAAGGAAUAUUUCCGAUCAAUUUUAUCGAUAUCAAAGUACAAUUACCCGGAUUACCGGACAAUAUUGUUACUGCUAUUUAUUCUUUCAACGGCGAAACACCAGAAGAUUUAACAUUCGAUGAAGGUGCAAAAAUUACAGUUUUAUCAAGGUUAUCGCAAGAUUGGUAUUACGGUGAGUGUAACGGUCGGAAAGGACAAUUUCCAAUAAAUUACGUAAACAGAACCCCGUGCAAUAUUCCCCCAUCACAUUAAUUGUCACCAUACACUAACAUUUUAGAAUCCGUUUUAAUAGAUACAUAUUUUUCCAUUAAUUCCUUCAUAAAGAAAAAAGAUUGAAAGUUAAAUGUUCAUAAUCUGAAGUGUGCUUUUUUAAACAUAUUGUACGGAUAAAGAUAUAUUUUGUAAAAUUGUAUUCGGAAAAUGACUGAAUGAUAUAGAAUCUUACAUCGUUUUGUAAAAUUUGCAAGUGAAAUAUUUUUUAUAAGUUAGUAAAUCAGAUUUUUGAAACUACAAUAUUAAAAGGCAAGAUAAUCUUUUAUUAUUACUUUUUACGAAAAACUACAGAUAUAAAUCUUUGUAAUAAUUUUGUUAUGUUAAAUGUAAGUUUAUAUCGUAUUUCAUACAGUUGUGCACAAAAUUCAUAUUAUAAGAAAUAUUUACUGUCAAAAAAUAUUUAAUUUUUUUGGUAUGAUGUAGAUAUUAUUUAAACUGUUUCUUCCUCCUAACAUAGUUAAUAGCGUUUGGGAUUUGAACAUCAACACUCUCAUGCUAGUCUAACUCAAUUCUCAUGUCAAGAAAAGUAUUAGAUGGAACUUAAUUUUUCGUAUUUAUGGUUACCGCUAUAUAUGAUUCUCAUUUUAAAAUAGUAGUUUUUUUAUACUCAAAAAAGAAUUAAAAUUUUGUACAUCAAUGCAAGUCACACAUGUAAAUCAAAUGCAUAUUUACAUAUGUACAUAGAAUAUUUUUGUUUACAUAAUAAGCGUUAAGAUUAUAUUUUUGAAUAUAUUAAAAAUAACAAUCGUUACAACAGCUUUGAAUAACGUGUCUUACUUAUAAAUAUAAUAUUUCGUUUUUGCCUGUAAUAAAGAUUCUUCUCACAUGAAAAAAGAUCGUAUAUUUUUGUGUAAAUAUAUGAUUACAUGAUUCUUAAAAAGAAACAUUUAAAUAUUCAAUUUGGGCAUAUCUUCGUGAAUAUUUGUUAUCUAUGUAUUUUAAUGGUAUGUGUAUAUGAGAACGUGUGUGUGUACAUAGAUAUGUGUUUUUCAAUUGUAAUGUUUGCUAAAUUAUUAUAAAAUUGGCUAAAGUCGAAAGAAAUACGACCUACAGUAUUAAUAAGUAAUAUUUCUAUGAAUCAGUGACCUUUAUUGGGACCAGCAUAUUCGACUUAUAAGGUUAAUUAAUUAUAGCGGAAAGAAUUAAAAUUAGUAUUGCUAUAAUAAUUAUUGUGUAUAAUAUAAUUCGGGCGUAUGUGUGUCAUGCAUCUACGAAAUUAUUUUGUUAUAUAAAUUUUACUACGUAUGUUAAUAAAAUUAUUUAAUACGCUACAUAACAAAGAUACCGAUUGUAAAUUAAGUGGCAUAAUAAUAACAAUAAUGAAAACGAAAUAGGUCGGUCAAAGAAUGGAGUAAUUGUAAAAACUUGCCAUGAAGUAUGUAAUAAAGUACACAAUAAAAAAAUGUGUAUGUGAGGAAAUAUUUUAUGAUGUUUAA
Megalopta genalis is the source of this 3102-nucleotide messenger RNA. Its product is annotated as SH3 domain-containing lethal (3) 05822. Gene Ontology annotation, molecular function: protein binding. The record is from RefSeq and is a predicted model, not a curated record. NCBI's taxonomy places the organism in Eukaryota, Metazoa, Arthropoda, Insecta, Hymenoptera, Halictidae.